Messenger RNA from Homarus americanus (American lobster), 5746 nucleotides. Its product is annotated as beta-1,4-galactosyltransferase 4-like. The record is from RefSeq and is a predicted model, not a curated record. Gene Ontology annotation, molecular function: N-acetyl-beta-glucosaminyl-derivative 4-beta-N-acetylgalactosaminyltransferase activity. Bases 588 to 1724 code for a protein of 378 amino acids. NCBI's taxonomy places the organism in Eukaryota, Metazoa, Arthropoda, Malacostraca, Decapoda, Nephropidae. Gene Ontology annotation, biological process: carbohydrate metabolic process; glycosphingolipid biosynthetic process. The transcript is spliced from 7 exons.
GCUGUGGUGUGCUGGUGUGUUACCCUCCUCAGCCUUCCCUUUCGGUAUAACGCCAUUACUCCUGCAUAAAUAGAAUGCCACUUUCGUCUAAUGUAGCUCCAUUAAAAUCAUCAUUGCAGGCAGAAAAAGAGUGAAAGUUUGUCCGGUUCCUGUUGAUUGUUCUCCCUGGCACCUUUUGUUAUGGAUACACCAUAGUUAACUUAUGGUUCAGUUUCCUGUGGCGGUCAGUGACAUUGUUGGACAAGUACCGGGGAGUGUCGCUGCUAUCUGCCUCUUGUUCAGUCAAAACAGCGAGUACACCCAUCAGACAAAUUGAAAAUUAAUCUCCGUCAGGACAUUACAGAAACACCACCGCUUUCAGGCCAGUACUGGCAAUACCUGGGCCGUCAGGACAGUACUAGAACACCUCGGCCAUCAGGACAGUACUAGAACACCUCGGCCAUCAGGACAGUACUAGAACACAUCGGCCAUCAGGACAGUACUUGAACACCACCGCCUUCAGGACAGUGCCCUUAUAAUGGUCAGAAACUCUUCAGUGUAAUAGUCCCUCACAGCCCAUCACCAUCUCUCUCUCUACAUUAAGAGACAUGUGGGGUGAGGGUCGAAGGUGGUGGAGAUGUAUGGGUGGUGGGCUUGGGGUGGGGUUGAUGGUGGUGUGGGUGGUGCGUGUGUGCUUGAUACUAACGAUAACCUUGCUGAUGCUGCUGGUGAGUCUACUACUGAAAAACAGAAUCACCCUGCAGGAGGCAGACGCAAGCAUCCCUGUCCAGGCCAACGUUUAUGCCUUCAAAGAGGCAUUGGAGGCAAGCGUUGGUGUAAGUGGAGACUCAGGAAAGUCUAGUGUCAAGGUGCUGCCUGGAUGUCCUUCUACCCCACCACACUUGGUCGGGGAGGUGAAGGUGGAGGAGAGCGUGACGGUGAAGGAAGCUGAGGCUCGUCACGGCGCCAGUGUAAAGUAUGGAGGCUUCUCCUGGCCUGAACACUGUGAGGCCCGCUGGAGUGUGGCUAUCAUCGUCCCAUAUAGAGACAGAGAGCAUCAGGUUGGUGCCUUCUUGAACCACAUGCACCCAUUCCUCCAACGACAACAACUCAACUACUCCAUCUACUUCGUCGAACAGGACGGCACGGAACUCUUCAACCGGGCCCGCCUGCUCAAUGUGGGAUUCUUGGAGUCCCAUAAGGAGGGGCCCUGGGACUGCUAUGCUUUCCACGACGUCGACAUGUUGCCUGAGAAUGACUAUCAUCUCUAUCACUGUUCAGCCCAACCACGUCACCUGGCUGUCGCUACCUCCAACAACAAGUACCGCAGCUCCCACGGUAUCCUCUACCAUACUUACUACGGGGGCGCGUGUCUCAUGGGGGAAGGACACAUCAGGAAGGUGAAUGGUUGGAGCAACAUCUACUGGGGUUGGGGAGGUGAGGACGAUGAUAUGUGGAGGCGUAUAACCUUCGCUGACAUGGCAGUCUGGAGGUAUCCGGCUCAUUUCGCCAAGUACAAGAUGAUCAAGCACAAACGUCAGAUCGUGAAUGAGGAUAGGUACAAGAUCCUCAAACGGAACACUGGAAGGUAUCCGUAUGAUGGCCUGAAGAAUCUUAACUACACCAUAAAGACGGUCACGCGACACCCGCUCUACACCCACAUCCUGGUUGACAUCGGCUCCUCCAGCGCUCAGGACGACCCCACUAACAAGAAGUUCUCAGGUCACAACAACAAGAAAACGUGACCCUUGAGAAUAGGUCGAGCGUUGAUAAUGUGACAGACACACCUACGCCAAAUAAUCGUUAAGUGGAAUGAUGUUACCAGGAUGAUAGAAAGGUUGUAAUAAGUUUCAGAUUCGUGACGUCUUUAGUCCAGGGGAAACCUCGGCAAGACAGAACAUAAAGUAAACAUAAGGAAAAUACAACGGCAUGAGUCUCAAAUAACGUAUCAAAAUCGCUUUAUUCGUUCGUGAAAAGUUGUGAAAAAAUAAUUCUGGCAGUGAUAUGUGAUAAUAUUAUUUAUUAAUCAGAAAAUAUUGCUCUUGAUGAGAUAUAUAAAACCUCAGACACAUAAAGCCUCGAUUUCUAGAUCUUUUUUUCCUGUGUAUCGGAUUUCACAUUUUCGCUGAGAUAAAUGUUAAUUUAUUUAAAGGAUUCAAUAAUUCAGUUAUUAGUAGGACUGUGUAUUAACUUGCAUCUGGUGUGUUGUGCUUUGGUAUAUGUUGAUUUUUUCCUUCACUAUUUACCUACAUUCAGCAAAAAAAAAAACUUAUAUACCGGAAACAUAACAAGCGGUAGAAGGGAUAUUUAUGAACACAUAACUAACAAGACUCUUGUAUUUAUAACACUUAAAAACAAUGAUAUGUUUAUUUGUUAACUUGACUAUUAGUCGCACCAGAAGUUCUGUACAACACAAUGUCACUGCCUCAUUGAAUGUACUCGCUGACGAAGACAAUUUUAUUUCCCUUCGAUGGGCUGUAUAAAAUUAUUUGUGUACAUAUCAAGGAUUCAAUGUAUGUCACCUCUCUCUGUAACUGAAUAUUACAGUAAUUGUUUCUACCAACGAUGUUGGGUCGUUACUCUUAACAACCGGCAAUUAAGAGCUUGACUACAGCUGACACCAUCCACACAUACCCUGGUAAUACAGAUAAAAAUAACAGUAACAACACUGAUGUUAGAUAUAUGACAAACAUUAAGAUACAGUAAACAUAUUCACACAGCCAAGUCUCUUUGUUUUCUUGUUUCUUCCUACCGCCAGUCUCAAUCUAUCUUUUUGUCUCUUUAAUUUCUUUUUCGUUUUGUCUGUUUUUCUAUGUUCAAUUCUAUCAUUUUCUAUGUCUGCGUUUCUUUAUAUCUUCCAAUGUCUCUAACCCUCACUGUCUGUCUGUAUGUCUGUCUGUCACUCUAUCAUGCAUCUCCGUGUUUGUCAACCUGGUAAAAAAAAAAACUAAAUACACCCAAUAAUUUCCCAAUCAGGAGAGUGUAAGACUCAGUCAUAGGUUCUCCAGCUAGGAAAAAAAAGUGACGUUCUUUGGUGCUUCGUCGUUGUGGCAAAGAAUCGUUCCAUGAUUACAGAGAUUAUAGCUGUUUGUUUACUCAGGUGAGACACAUAUACAGAAAAUUGUGCCCACUCAGGUCUUGCAGUAAUCUGGUUAAGUAAUGCGUUAGCUGGCUUAAAGAUGGUAAAGCGAGAGAGAGAGAGAGAGAGAGAGAGAGAGAGAGAGAGAGAGAGAGAGAGUUAAAAGCGUCUCCGUAGAAGGCGGCACAUCACUCAGCGGAAUUAAUUAUCCAUUUUUCUAUUUUUUCAAAGACACAAACUCUGCGUCAAAGAUAAUCGAUACGAAUUUCCUAUGCAUGUUAAUAUGUCUUUGAUGUUUCUAUUUUUGUUCCCUUUUUUCCCAGAAAAAUUUAAUUAAAUAAAGUCGCAAUCUACGACUCGCUAACCUAAGCUUAUUCUCAAAUGCAUAGCCACUCAGUGCUCGUGACCUCUUUACUGUACCUGGAGCAAUUUAGGUUAGGUUAGGUUAGGUUAGGUUAGGUUAUGUAUGAGGUUAUUUGUUUAUGUGUGAUUGUUAUGACCAGUCAUAAGUUAAAAAGAAAACAACUAAUCUUAUCUAGCCUACUUUAGGUAUAAUUUAGCUGUCAUAUGGUGGUAAACGACGUCUUAAUUAAAUCAAAACAAAUUCUACCAUAUACGAUUUAAUUUCCAAUAUAUUGUAGUAAUAAAGACACAAAGUUAUCCCUAUAUGGCAAAAAACGACAGUUGAUUUUUCAAUGCUAAUAAUACAGAUGAACCCACAAACUUUACAAUUGGUAAAACUGUUGAAUUUGUAUGAGAACGGAAACAAGUUUUUCGACCUCGAAUCUAUCUGGCGCUUCUGAUACCGAGAGAGAGAGAGAGAGAGAGAGAGAGAGAGAGAGAGAGAGAGAGAGUCACUUGUUAAUGUUUUGCUUUGACCUAAAUACGCCCACGAGCAGUGUCACACAAUACAGGUAUAACAUUUAUCAACUUUUAUUUUCGACAGUUGAAUUAGUAAAUGGAAUGUUUUGAAAUCUAAAUAAUGAAGGAGAGAACUGAAUAGGCUCUUUAAACUGUAUAUUGUGACACACAGCAUUUGAAAUUUAAUUAGCACACACAAAGGUUUCACAUGUGAUUUUUCCAACCUGGUUUGGUAUUCAGGGUAAGAGUAAUGCCACAUACAAAUGCACAAAAAGGGAAAAUAUUGACAAAUUAAAAUAAUCUCGCAAACUAAUUAUAUUACAUGUUUUAAAUCGAGGAAAAAAACCCAGAACAGGUACACGCACAGUUACAAGUGCAGGUACAGGUACAGUUACAUGUAUAGGGGCAUUUAUUUAUACCUAUAUAAGAACAGAUAUAGUUGUAACUACUGGUAAAAAAAAAAUCAAGAAAUGACACCAUAUAUUAUAGAGUUAAAAUUAGUGUAUCUUCUUGUAUGACAUCACCUCGCGCGUUUGUAUAUAAUUACAUCAAAAUAGGAAGAGUUCAGUCGUGAAUCAUAUAAUUUUGGACAAUUAUAGGGAUUAAAGGGAGGGGAAGCUGACAUGAAACUGUGUGAGCAGAUCAGGUAUCAAACCACAUUGGAAGUACUGUAAUUAUUUUUAGUACUUUAUCUGUUAUCCACAGUAAUCUGUAUGCUGAUGUCAAAUGGCUUAUGGUGGUUUUGGGUUAUGUAAGGCAAUCAGUUGUAACACCAGGAUUCCUGUUUCACAUGAUUAUCUUGCAUGAACUUAGGUGACCUGUGACUCUAGUGACCUCGAUUGACCCUUAUUAGCUUUGAUGAUCUCAAGUGAAUGCGGAGUACACGAGAUUCCCAUUUAAUUUGUAGUUCUCUGAGUUUUAAUGAAAUUUUCUUAAAAGUGGCGCCUUUACCCACCCGCCUCAGGUAGCAAGAGCUUCGAAAUGUAAAUAUAAAUAUGAAUAGUAAUCGAGGAGAACGUGUGAGAGUCAUUCAAUUUCACGGCCCGGGAUGUAGCUGGAUUAGAACAUCCUCAGCCAAAUACUGGGCAGGAGUCACAACCGGGAUCAUGUUAGGAUACACUGGGUCAUACAAGCUAACACAAGGUCAAAUGUGGUCACACUGGAGUACGUUAAUAUGUACUGUCUAUGACAAGUUUCUGUCCAUAUACUUAACAAAAAAUAUCGUCGUCACCUGAGCUAUAUGUGGUGUUAAUAGUGCCACUCUUUUAUCUUUGUAAUUCUACAGUUAAUCAUGCAAAAGUUGUAAUAACAUAUCAAGUUUACCUUAUUUUAUUUGUAGGGAACCAGAAAAAUAAAAAUUUAGACAUUAGCCUCUGCUGUUGGAGCGUUCCACCGCUGAACAGUAGCUGGAUUAGCCUUUACUCCCCGGCGACAUGAUGUAAACAAACACCAGCCACUGGAGGCGCUCCAGUCGAUCGAUUACACUGAGGUAAGGGAGAGUGGUGCAUCUUAUUGUAUGUACAGUAGUAUCGUUGAAACUAGUGGGUGGUGCAAUUUGUAAAGUAUUUCUUUUAUUCCCCCUAUACCUAUUUUAUCUAUAUUAUUACAGCUGAUAUGCGGUUAUGGUCGAGGUCAUCCCCAGUUUGUCAAAAAAAAAAAUAUUCAAAUCGGACUUCCUAUUGAGGAAAUAAUAUGAUAUAAAAAAUAUAAACCAUACAACGGCAAUAACCAUGCAAGUGAUUUACCAUUGUCCUAAAUAGCAAAUUAAAAUUAAUUACCGUUAAAAGCCACCGGUCUAGAUGAACCCGAAUAAAACUAAAUAAUUAU